UAAUGAAAUUAAUCACAAGUUUAACCCAGCACGAUCUCUCUCUCUCUCUCUCUCUCCGCGUUCUCUCGUUCUGCCUGCAAACAAAUGCUCGUCGGCCGUCUCCAACACUCCACUCUCUCACCCCCCACCCCCACCCCCACCCCCCGCAUUAUCUUGCUCUUAUAUUACAGCUAUUUUCUCGUUCAUCGCUGACUCUGUGUAUACUUUCAAUCCAGCAAAUUCCACAUCUCUGUGGAUUUGCUUUUCAAAACAUUAAUCUCAAUUUUUGGUAAAAAAUUCUUCACUUUUUGCUAAUUCAGAUCCGUUGAAUUUCUCAAUUGGAUAUUUUGGAUCCAGAUCCCUCAUUUUAUUCCCUUCCCAGUCAGUCAUUUUCCAGCCCUAAUUGAUCCCUUCGAAAAUCUCUCCGUGACUUCACUUCAGCCAUUUAUUUAAUCGGUUACAGAGUUUUCUCAGUCUUUUCCCCCGGUUAAUUUUGGGGGUUUUUUGCUUUUUUCUUUUUUUUUUUUUAAUUCUGAAUUUAUUUGAUUAGAAAAAAAGAUGUCUGCGAUGAAAUCGACGGGCCGAUUCUUCACGAUCGGGCUGGUAACAUCGUGGUAUUCAUCCAACAUUGGGGUUUUGUUGCUGAACAAGUAUUUGUUGAGCAAUUACGGGUUCAAGUACCCGAUUUUCUUGACCAUGUGUCACAUGACGGCGUGCUCGUUGCUCAGCUACAUUGCGAUUGCAUGGAUGAAGAUGGUCCCGAUGCAGACUAUAAGAUCUAGGGUUCAGUUCAUGAAGAUCUCGGCCCUCAGCUUGAUUUUCUGCGCCUCAGUUGUCAGUGGCAACAUUUCUCUCAAGUACUUGCCUGUUAGCUUCAACCAGGCGAUUGGGGCCACAACGCCAUUUUUUACUGCCGUAUUUGCAUACUUGAUGACAUUUAAAAGGGAGGCCUGGUUGACUUAUGUGACUUUGAUUCCUGUGGUUACUGGAGUCGUCAUUGCUAGUGGGGGUGAGCCGAGUUUCCAUUUGUUUGGAUUUAUCAUGUGUGUUGGUGCAACAGCUGCAAGGGCACUCAAGUCGGUGGUUCAGGGGAUUUUGCUUUCUUCUGAAGGGGAAAAACUGAAUUCUAUGAAUCUACUACUAUACAUGGCUCCUAUAGCAGUCGUAUUACUACUUCCGGCCACACUUUAUAUGGAGGAAAAUGUUGUUGGUAUAACAUUGGCAUUAGCAAGAGAAGAUUUCAGAAUUAUUUGGUUACUGCUGUUCAAUUCUGCGCUUGCGUAUUUUGUGAAUUUGACCAAUUUUUUGGUCACAAAGCACACCAGUGCUUUAACUCUUCAGGUUCUUGGAAAUGCAAAAGGGGCAGUAGCAGUGGUAAUAUCCAUACUAAUAUUCAGGAAUCCAGUUUCCAUAACCGGAAUGCUCGGGUAUAGUCUGACGGUGAUGGGUGUGAUCCUCUAUAGUGAAGCCAAGAAGCGCAGUAAAUGAAACUGAUCCUUCCGGGGAAAAAAAGAAAAGAAAAAAAAUCAAAAUUUGGUAUGGGGUUGCUUUGUAAUAUGAAUUAGGUGCAGCCAUUAAAAGUAAGUUCAGUCUUGUUGACCUAUUUUUUGCUCGGGAGCUGAAAGGAUAGAGAGGCUUCUUCAACAUGUACCAGCAAUCAAACAAACAAACAACCACCUGAUUGGUGGAGUAGACAAGUUUUUUUAAAAUAAGUGACUCAGUCAAAUGUCUUUAUUAUUUACAGUCUUGGCUUCUAAGAAAUAGAUCCUUUCUUUUUUUUACCUUAUAAUUCUUUCAGUAAAGGAUUUGGAUCCAUCUACAUACCAUGUGAUUAUACUUUUUUAUUACAUAUUUACAUCAAUUUAAUCAUACCCAGACAAUGCUCCUU
This is a messenger RNA of Erythranthe guttata (spotted monkey flower), 1867 nucleotides long. RefSeq names its product putative sugar phosphate/phosphate translocator At3g11320. Lineage: Eukaryota; Viridiplantae; Streptophyta; Magnoliopsida; Lamiales; Phrymaceae. The record is from RefSeq and is a predicted model, not a curated record.